Temnothorax curvispinosus is the source of this 1885-nucleotide messenger RNA. It is a transcript of the gene Pkc98E, whose product is annotated as calcium-independent protein kinase C. Gene Ontology annotation, molecular function: diacylglycerol-dependent serine/threonine kinase activity; ATP binding. Gene Ontology annotation, biological process: protein phosphorylation. NCBI's taxonomy places the organism in Eukaryota, Metazoa, Arthropoda, Insecta, Hymenoptera, Formicidae. The record is from RefSeq and is a predicted model, not a curated record. Bases 28 to 1818 code for a protein of 596 amino acids. The transcript has 6 exons.
GCAAACGUAUGUGUCUUAGGAGAGAUUAUGAGGAUACGAUGUGACGUGUUUUGUCUGUUAUAUUUCAGGGGCUUUGGCAAGCAGGGCUAUCAGUGUCAAGUAUGCACUUGCGUAGUCCACAAGAGAUGUCACAUGUUGGUGAUAACCAAAUGUCCAGGAAUGAAAGAUGAGGGUGCAACCGCAGUUGCUGGAAUACCUGCAGCGAACCAAGGCACAGAAAUAGCGCGCUUCAAUAUAGACGUUCCCCAUCGCUUUGCUCUUCAUAAUUAUAAAAGAUUUACAUUUUGUGACCACUGCGGAUCCUUACUAUACGGUCUGUUCAAGCAGGGCUUACAAUGCGAAGCUUGUAACAUGAAUGUUCAUAAACGAUGUCAAAAGAAUGUUCCAAAUAGUUGUGGUAUCAAUACCAAGGCUAUGAGCGAAAUUCUGAAGACGAUAAAUUUCUCUGCAAACAAGCAAUCAAGAGCUCCGAAAAUUAGAGUAUCUUCACGUCCGCAAACACCAACAAUUGCAGAAAAGGAAGAAGAUCAAGAUGACAAGAACUUUAAAAAAGAUAAAAAGGGAAUGAAGAAGGGACAGAAAAAAGGACAGAAAGAAAAAACGAUAAAAGAACAUAAAGAUGAGUCGAGAAAACAGUCAAAAAGACACUCAGAUGAUCAGUCAGAUGAACUGACGGACGAACUGGCAGAAGAACAAUCGGACGAAAUGGGUAUGGACGGUUCCCAGACGAGUCACAGGGACUCUUAUACCAAAGAUGAUGGAACUAACAGCAGCGAUGUAAGAAAAUUUGGUUUAGAUGACUUUAAUUUUAUUAAGGUCCUCGGUAAAGGUAGUUUCGGUAAAGUAAUGUUAGUCGAACGAAAAGCUAAUCCCGAUGAGAUUUACGCCGUGAAAAUCUUGAAGAAAAGUGUCAUUAUUCAAGACGACGACGUGGACUGCACGAUGACGGAAAAGAGGAUUUUAACCCUCGCAGCUAGACAUCCUUUCCUGACAGCCAUUCACAGUUGUUUCCAAACGUUUGACCGACUCUUCUUCGUUAUGGAAUAUGUGAAAGGAGGUGAUCUGAUGUUCCAUAUCCAGAAGGCUCGAAAGUUCGACGAAUCGAGAGCACGUUUCUAUGCAGCGGAAGUGAUACUCGCGCUUCAGUUCCUGCAUAGAAAUCACAUUAUAUACCGUGAUCUGAAACUGGACAACAUACUGCUGGAUGCAGAAGGACAUUGUAAACUGGCGGAUUUCGGAAUGUGUAAGGAGAAUAUAAUCGAGGGUGAAACGACAACAUCGACAUUCUGUGGCACGCCGGACUAUAUAGCUCCCGAAAUACUCCAAGAAUUACCGUAUGGUGCUAGUGUUGAUUGGUGGGCUCUCGGUGUUUUGUUAUACGAAAUGGUGGCUGGACAACCACCCUUCGAGGCCGAGAACGAGGACGAUCUGUUCGAAUCGAUAUUACGGGAUGACUUAGUGUUUCCAGGGUGGGUUUCUCCGGAAGCGGAGUCUGUUUUAAAAGCCUUUAUGACCAAGAAUCCUGCCAAGCGAUUAGGUUGUGUUGCAGCCGACGGUGGCGAAAGUGCCAUAAGGGUCCACCCAUUUUUCAAAUAUCUAGAUUGGGAAGCUCUCGAAGCGCGUAAAAUAAAACCUCCAAUCAGACCUAAAAUUAAAAAUGAAAAAGAUGCCUUGAACUUUGAUACGGAAUUCACGAAGGAGGAUCCUGUGUUAACGCCGGAGAGUGCAGACAAAAUGAGCGACAUCAAUCAAGAAGAGUUUCGUGGUUUCUCCAUAGUAAAUAAGGACUUCAAUCCAUUCAGGUAUACUACGCAAUAAGUGGUGAUGAGUUUCGAUUUUAAAAAAUUCGGUUUUAUUGUAAUAUCAUCCUUCUCGUUUAACUGCU